Molecule: messenger RNA, 1242 nt
Organism: Fusarium graminearum PH-1
Lineage: Eukaryota; Fungi; Ascomycota; Sordariomycetes; Hypocreales; Nectriaceae
Exons: 5
Coding region: 1-1242 (413 amino acids)
Biological process (GO): metal ion transport; transmembrane transport
Cellular component (GO): membrane
Molecular function (GO): metal ion transmembrane transporter activity
Source: RefSeq, a predicted model, not a curated record
AUGGCUGAAUUACCCCCCUGCUUCGUCAACGAGGUAACUGAACCGGUCAGAGUCAUCAGCACUGGGUCAAUUCGACCAAAUGACGAAAGUUGCGCGUCAGAAGUCCAUCAGUUCUCGACCUUGGGUGAGAUCAAGUCCCACUUCAGCCUUAGUCAAAGCUAUCCCUGGCACUUUGUGUCGAUAUGUCAGCAGAAUUCAUGGGAGCCGCUGCAGGUUACCAAACCCAUGUUUAGCUUCCUAACUGAGACCGUUAACCUGAACUCUUCAGUUUGGGAUAUAUCGUCAUGCUUUUAUGAGAAGGACAUCGACGUGGAAUCAACCUUUUGCAUUCCGUUCACAGUGUCUCAAAAUGGUUCUGUAACAGAGUUAUCAUAUACUAUCCGAUAUCCCGAGUUUAAGGUAGCCCCAGGCGCUUGGGUCAUUCGACAAACUGGAGUAUAUCAAAAGUUCAACACCAAGUCGUGCCAGAACGUCAUCAUUUUGUUCAAUCCUGCGCCAGCUUGUGCUUUACAUAAAAAGGCGGAAAUUGAACUUUCUAGAGCACGAUUGGCACUAACAUCUCCCAAGGCCAGCAACGCAGUGUCAUCGUUUGUUGAGGAGCUGUCUGAGACUGAAUUUCACCAUCUCCCUAAACUGGCGUAUCUUGAAAGUCGCCUGGUACAGAUACCCUUCCUAUUAGCAGCCUCCAAUGAUGUCCUUGCGGGAUUAUCGUCUCUGUGUCAAGGUUUACUUUGCAACACAGACGAUCACCUACAAGAGUCAGCAAGAACUGCAAUGGUACAAUUCAAUCAGCAGAAGAGUUACUGCGAAGUCUAUAGUCGUGGGGCACAAUGCCUACAACUACAGUCCCAGAAGAUCACGCAACUUCUCGCCAACACUCUUAACUUUAGAGAGCAGUCUCUAGCCAAGGUACAGAACACUACCAUGCUUCGAUUGAACAAGUCUGCUGUUUUCAUUACCACGCUGACUUUGUUGUAUUUGCCCCCUUCAUUCGUAGCAACCUUCUUCGGCAUGAACUUCUUCGACUUGGACGAAAGUGCAGAUCGGAUUGUGGCAACCCCCAUGAUCUGGAUCUACUUUUUGUGUUCGGCUGUUCUCACUCUUGGGACCUUUGUGUUUUAUCACAUUCUGCUUGACAGAACUGUUUUUGGCCAACUUGCGGCUAAAGCUUUCACGUUCAAGACCUUUAUAAAAAGCAAAACUAAAAAGACUUUAUGUGAUACAGGAUUUGAAGCUGUUUGA